AUGGAGGCAGCGGACGUGCCGCCCGAGGGCUACUCGCUGAUCAAGGCCGUGUACCAGCGGCGGCUGCGGCUGACGCGGCUGCUCAUCGACGGCGGCGCCUACGUCAACGAGAGCAACAGCCGCGGCGAGACCCCGCUCAUGGUGGCCUGCAUGACCCCGCACGCCGACCUGCAGAGCGCCAGCAAGGCCAGGAUGGUCAAGUACCUGCUGGACAACAAGGCUGACCCCAACAUCCAGGACAAGUCGGGCAAGACGGCGCUGAUGCACGCCUGCCUGGAGAAGGCAGGCCCCGAGGUGGUGUCGCUGCUGCUGCUGAGCGGCGCUGACCCCAGCCUGCCGGACCACUCCAACUGCUCCGCGCUGGUGUACGCCAUCAACGCCGCCGACAGAGACACCCUGGAGCUGCUGCUGAAGGCCUGCAAGGCGCGAGGCAAAGAGGUCAUCAUCAUCACCACCGACAAGUCCGCCUCGGGCAGGCAGAAGACAAAGCAGUACCUGAACGUGCCUCCUCCAGACCUCGAGGAAUGUGCUUCUCCAGCCGACUGCACCUCCCCGUCAGAGAUAGAACCAGAUGAGGGUCCAGAAGACCCAUUCAGCUUUAAAGAGCUGUAUGGCGGGCAGCAGGGGGACAGCUCCUCUGAAAGAGUGCCACUGAUGACCAAAUCCAGCUCCGCACCAGCGCGGUUCAAGCUGACACAGGUGCUGCAGUGUGAUCCGUGGCUAAAGUGCUGCCCAGCAGUGUUCCAGCAGAGGAAACUUGCUUCUCCACAAGAACUCCAGAGUAUCAGUCCCAUGGAAGAGCUCUCCUGUAAAGUCGGUGGCCUUGACUUAUGCAAGAGUGUCGCCUCCAGCCAUGAAAGUAGAGACAGGAAGGACACUGCUCAGGUGCUGAGAACCUCUGAUGAAACCAUGUCAAGGAAAGCACUACGUGAUGCAAUAAACUAUCAGCCUCCUUUUGUUGAAGAGAAACACAACCCCAGCGAGAUUCCCAUGGGCAUGGAUGCCAGUUUGGGACAAAUCAGCUUACUUUCAAACCUUGGCAGUAUCAUCAAGAAAGGAAGUGGAGAAGCAAAUUAUAACAUCUCCGGUUCUCAGUUAACCAACAGUCUAAUUCCUGCAGCUGAUACCAAAGGUGGUAAGUCACCAAAAGGAAAUAGAGAGAUUCUUCCUACGUACCAGACUUUGUUACGAAGUCCCAGAAGAGGUCUAGAGAUGCCUCCUCUUUCCCCAAGAGGCAGAAAUCAGGCUCCUCUAGAGGAAGAGGCCUCAGGAGCCUCAGUGCUGGAUCAGACGAGGCCAGGUUUUCUGCCUCCACUGAACGCGAGCCCCCGCCCCCCGGUCCCAGAGCUCACCGUCAUAAACACAGUGUCUGGAAUGAUUUCCUAUGGACAAACUCACUUAGCCCCCCCAGGAUCUGCUUUCCCUAAGGGCACCAAAGAGACGAAUCUGAUGCGGAGGAGGCCCUAUGAGCAGAUCACAGUCUGA
Melozone crissalis (California towhee) is the source of this 1485-nucleotide messenger RNA. It is a transcript of the gene ANKRD34B, whose product is annotated as ankyrin repeat domain 34B. The coding region runs from base 1 to 1485 and encodes 494 amino acids. NCBI's taxonomy places the organism in Eukaryota, Metazoa, Chordata, Aves, Passeriformes, Passerellidae. The record is from RefSeq and is a predicted model, not a curated record. The transcript has a single exon. Gene Ontology annotation, molecular function: protein binding.